This is a messenger RNA of Gallus gallus (chicken), 2938 nucleotides long. RefSeq names its product olfactomedin 4 (gene OLFM4). The record is from RefSeq and is marked provisional. Gene Ontology annotation, biological process: signal transduction. NCBI's taxonomy places the organism in Eukaryota, Metazoa, Chordata, Aves, Galliformes, Phasianidae. The transcript has 6 exons. Bases 18 to 1487 code for a protein of 489 amino acids.
CACAUCUGCUGGCAGAGAUGAAGCACACACAGGUGGCUCUGCUGCUCCUUGUGCAGGGCAUAUUCGCACAGGCAACCAUGGUGACAACGACAGACGUGACUCCUCCUGCCAGCACACUUCAAUAUCUGACCCAGCUUAAUGAGAAGACUACCAGCCAGCACACCUCCCCAAAGUUCUUUGCCAACGUGACUGGCUCUCUGGAUGACCACGGAAGUUGUCAGUGUUCUGUGUACUUGCCGGAUACCACCUUUCCUGUGCAGAAGGCCGAGCAAUUGCAAGUGAUAGCCACAACGCUCUUGCAGAAAUUUGAAGCAGAACUUUCUCAAGUUAAAGAGUAUUCAAAAAGGAUUGAACUGUAUCAACAGCAAAUUCUUAAUAUAACCAUCAGAGUGGAGCAUAUGGAACAGAGCAGCAUAUCUUACACAGAACUGGACUUCCAGUUAUUGAAAGUGGAAAUCAGUGACCUAGAAAGACUGGUCACUCAGCUGAAAUCCAGUGUUGUUGGAAGCAAUGUCGUCAUCGAUCAAAUAUAUUUGGAGAUCACAAAUCUAACUAUAUUGGUAAAUGAACUAGAAUCAAUGGACAAAAACAAUAUCCUUGCAAUACGUCGACAAAUUGUAUCCCUUCAGAAUCAAUUGAGAGAGUGCGAAGAGAGCAAAAACAAAACUACAGCACCCCCUUAUUUCCCACCAGGUAGCUGCACUCAUCGUGGACUGCUGAAUGUUAGCCAGCCCUAUGUUGUAAAGCUGAACUGGAAAGGAUUUUCCUACAAAUAUGGUUCCUGGGGUAGAGAUUAUUCUCCCUCCAACCCUGAGAAAGAAAUUUAUUGGGUUGCACCACUGAACACAGCUGGGAGAUAUUUUGACUAUUUUAGAAUUUAUGGUUCCUUUGAUGAUUUGCUGCUCUUUAAACCAAAGUAUGAAAGAACACUAAGCUAUGGGGAAGGAAGCGGUGCUGCUCUUUACAAUAAUUUUUUCUACUAUCAUGUUUAUGCUUCAUCAGAUAUAGCCAAGUAUGAUAUAGAUAGAAACAAUGUGGUUUUGCGUAAGGCCCUUCCCUCUGCUGCUGUUAGUAACCGUUUCUCAUAUGCAGGUGUAUCAUGGCAAGACAUAGAUUUUGCUGUGGAUGAAAGUGGGUUGUGGGUAAUUUAUUCAACAGAAAAUAGCAUGGGCAACAUUGUGAUUAGCAAACUCAAUGAGACCACACUUGAUGUGCUAAAUACUUGGCAGACAAGACAGUACAAGCCAUCUGUUUCCAAUGCUUUCAUGUUAUGUGGCGUUCUGUAUGCCACAAGGACACUGAGCACUAGGAAAGAGGAAAUCUUCUACAUGUAUGACACAAGUACUGGAGAAGAAGGUCGUGUUAGUGUCGUCAUGGAUAAAAAGUUAGACACAAUCCAGAGUCUUGCUUAUAACCCCACAGAUCAGAGACUAUAUGUUUACAAUGAUGGUUACCUUCUAAGGUACGAUGUGACCUUUCAGCUUUAGUAUCUCAGCAACACAAGCAUUCCAUGAAACUGGCAGUAGCAGAAAUAAGAGAUCUGAUAUGCCUUUAGACAAUGCUAUCAACACUACGGGGUUUGUUUAGUCUGAGGUACUGUGUCUCUGCGUGUUACAUAUAUUGCUUUGAUUACUCUCAUUUAAAGAACUGACCACCCUGAUCAGUUGUAUUAAUGACAUUGUGCUUGGCAGUACUGGGUUCUUCAGGUUUUGUUUGGUGUUUAUUGGUGCUUGAUGCUUUACAAUUGUCCUGCCCCUGAGGGCAGAUUUAUAGUGUAGAUGUAGAUUCUAUUUUGCUCAUGGAAAUUGAUGGGCAUAGGCUAUUUGCUGCCUGAGAAGCUAAUUAACCAGUGAUGGGCACUUACGUAACACAGACAUGGCACUCAGAAACCAAGAAUGAAUUUCCACCGAACUUUGUCAGGGUGUAUUGAGGCCUCAGCAAAUUAAUAGAAGCUUUAAAACAGUGUAGGAAGCAGGACUUGAUCUGAAGACAGCCACCCAUCUCUUGGGUGGAUGCAGAAGAAGCUGGGCUCAAGGCUUCAGGAUAGGGAGUGGAAAUGCACUUUGCUGUUCAGUCAUCCUGUGGGUAAGGAAGAGUAGGCAAUGGGACUGAGACAGCACAGAGCUCACUGUCCUUUCCAGAGCUGAUGCAGUGGGGCAGCUGCCAUGCCUGUGGCUGCCUCCCUGGACUUCAGCUCCCCCACCUCCCCCCCCCCCAAGCUGCCAGAGUACCAAGCAGGCUUCCUGGAGUGACUGUGGGGCCAAAAUUGCAGCACUGCUUUUGCUGUCCUCUCUUUCCUGUUUGUUGCCCUUAGCACCUCCUUGUGCAGAGGCCUGGCCUUAGGGAUGGUCUUACUGCAGUCUAGCCAUGUUUUGUGGCCACUGUGGCUCCACUUUCCUGGCACUGCAAGAAACACACUUUUCCACAGUUUUCCCUUCCUUUAUGCCCUUGUAAGCUGUUUCAAAUCCUUCUGUUGACUUUAUUGGCCACAGCCCAAUUAUAUAUAUAUCAUGCAUUGCCAUGGAAUGACAGGAGUGUUAUUUAAUGUGCCUCUAUUCAGCAGUUUUGCCAUUCUGCAAUUGGAUUUCUGAGAGCCUUGUUACUGUAGGGUCCAAUUCAUUCCCUGUGUAAUUCUGUCUUACAGUAAGGCAAGUGGUCUUGUGGAAAACAGAAGUCUGGUCAAACUAGUUGGAUAUGUGUUUGUUUUUUAAAUGGCUGGUGUGUAAUGGCUUUUGAAUGUGUGUACUGUAUCAAUGUCUUACCUUCAUCAUGUCAGAAAACAAGAUGAAAUACUGAAAUUCAGAAGUCUAUGAUGAAGAAAGCAGUUCAUGUCAUUCAUUUACUUCAGCUACCUUUGCAAACGUUUGUGUCUUCUGAUAAUCAAAAGCAAUACAUAUAAAUAACUAGUUUUGUUUUAAUUAAAAAAUAUUUUGAAGAA